Molecule: messenger RNA, 2600 nt
Organism: Punica granatum (pomegranate)
Lineage: Eukaryota; Viridiplantae; Streptophyta; Magnoliopsida; Myrtales; Lythraceae
Source: RefSeq, a predicted model, not a curated record
CUCCAGUGGGUCAGUCACAGCCACUCGGUCACCUUCUCCCUUCUUCUUUUUCGAUAGAGAAAGAUCUCAGAUCUCUCUCUCUCUCUCCGACGGAGCCAUGAAGCCGCUCGAGAGUGUGAAUCUCCUCAGGACCCCGGUCGUGAUCAAAACCCUAGCGUUCAUCUCCCUCUCCAUCGCAUUUUUCUACCUGGGCAAGCGCUGGUCCGAGUCCGACGGCUACCAGCAGCUCAUUUUCUUCUCCUCCCCCGCGUCCUCCUCCGCAGCUCACCGGCGGCCUCCCUCCGUCGCUCUCUCCCCGAACCUCGGCAAGACCUUCAACCUCUCUUCCAUCAUCUCCCAGGGCGCCGAGCAAUCCGUACCGCCGCCCGCCGAUGCGCUUCCCCCGGACUCCUCCGCCACCGCAACCGCCGAGCCCGUCGCCGCUUCUCCUCCCCCUCCACCGCCCAUUCCUCCUCCUCCGCCGCCACAGAUCACGAGGUUCGGUAUCGUCGACGAGAAUGGGACUAUGUCGGAUGACUUUGAGGUCGGCGAGUUCGAUCCGGACUUCGUGGAGGACUGGAAGACUAAUGGGAGUGAGACGGAGGCUAGCGGAACCGAAGCUGGCGGAGGUGGGGGCCGAAUUACAAUAAAGAAAUAUCAUCUUUGCCCGGAGAGUAUGAGGGAGUACAUUCCGUGUUUGGACAAUGUGGAGGCGAUUAAGAGGCUGAAUUCUACCGAGAAAGGGGAGAGAUUCGAGCGGCAUUGUCCCGACAAGGACAAGGGUUUGAAUUGCUUGGUCCCUUCUCCCCAAGGAUAUCGGCCACCUAUUCCUUGGCCAAGAAGCCGUAACGAGGUUUGGUACUACAAUGUUCCCCACACCCGAUUGGUAGAAGAUAAAGGUGGACAAAACUGGAUUUUCAAGGAGAAGAAUAAGUUUAAAUUUCCCGGUGGUGGAACCCAGUUUAUCCAUGGGGCGGAUGAGUACCUGAAUCAGAUGUCCCAGAUGGUGCCGGACAUUACAUUUGGUCGGCAUAUCCGAGUUGUAUUGGAUGUUGGGUGUGGCGUUGCCAGUUUUGGGGCCUACUUGUUAUCACGGGAUGUCUUAACUAUGUCUGUAGCUCCAAAAGAUGUCCACGAGAACCAAAUUCAAUUUGCCCUUGAGCGAGGUGUGCCAGCAAUGGUGGCAGCAUUUGCUACUCGUCGCCUGCUAUAUCCGAGUCAAGCUUUUGACUUGAUACAUUGUUCAAGGUGCAGGAUCAACUGGACUCGUGAUGAUGGUAUUCUGCUACUUGAAGUCAACCGGAUGCUCCGAGCUGGAGGAUACUUUGCUUGGGCUGCACAACCAGUUUAUAAACAUGAACCUGUUCUCGAAGAACAAUGGGAAGAGAUGCUAAAUCUCACAAAUCGUCUUUGCUGGGAGCUUGUGAAGAAGGAAGGAUAUAUUGCUAUAUGGAGGAAACCAUUGAACAACAAUUGUUACCUAAGCCGGGAGGCAGGUACUAAGCCUCCACUAUGCGAACCAGAUGAUGAUCCAGAUAAUGUGUGGUACACUGAUCUGAAAGCAUGCGUAACUCGGUUACCUGAUAAUGGAUUUGGGGCAAAUGUCACAGAAUGGCCUGCACGUUUGCACAAUCCACCGGAUAGGCUGCAGAGCAUACAGAUGGAUGCUGUCAUAUCCAGAAAUGAACUUUUCAGGGCAGAAUGGAAGUACUGGAAUGAGAUCAUUGCAAGCUAUGUCCGGGCAUUAAAGUGGAAGAAGAUGAAACUAAGAAAUGUGUUGGACAUGAAAGCUGGCUUUGGAGGUUUUGCAGCAGCAUUAAUUGAGAGUCAGAUUGAUUGCUGGGUUCUUAAUGUGGUUCCCGUUAGUGGCCCUAACACAUUGCCUGUCAUAUAUGACCGUGGCCUUAUUGGAGUAAUGCAUGACUGGUGUGAGCCGUUUGAUACGUAUCCAAGAACAUAUGACUUACUGCAUGCAGCUGGCCUCUUCUCUGUGGAGAAGAACAGAUGCAACAUGUCAACUAUAAUGCUCGAGAUGGAUAGGAUCCUGAGACCCGGGGGGCAUGUAUAUAUACGGGACUCUAUCUCUGUCAUGGACGAACUUCAGGAAAUUGGUAAAGCCAUGGGAUGGCACAUGGUGCUGCGGGACACGGCCGAGGGCCCUCAUGCGAGUUAUAGGAUUUUAACGUGUGAAAAACGCCUCUUGCAUGCUUGAAAAGUUGCUGGAGAAGUGAAUUUACAGCAAGACUUCCUCUGUAUCAGUUUGACUGAUUGAUUCCCCAAAAUAAAUCAUUUGACUUUGCUCAAGGGAUCGAUUUGAAAGGAUUGUCAUGGGGAAGAAAAACUCAGCAAGGGGAGUCUAACAAGGGCAGAGCUCAUCGUCAGCGCACAGAUCAUAUAUAGCCACUCCUUUCAGGCACUUGUUCUGUAUUUUACAUAUGUAAAAUUAUUUCAUUGCACUGAGGGAACGAUUGAUACUCUCAUUGCCAUUGUUAUAUUUUUAACCCCCAUUUGGAAGGAAGUAGUUGCGGUGCUGUUAACUUAAUUUUCUUUGUACAUGUAAUCACCUCCAGAGAUUCGGAAUAUUUGUUCGGCGGAUCGUUUAUCGCUUCGUUUUUUUUUCA